AGAGAAAUUAUAAAUUAUCUCUUUUUUCCUUUUUAUUUCUUUUUUUGGUUGGAAAUUUGGACGUUGACCAACACCGGAUGUGGUCUGUUUGUUUUUCAAAGUAAAAGUGGAUUUGCGAAUAUUAAGAGUAUUUUUUCCUUUUUGUGUUAAAGUGUAGCACCAGUUGAGUUUUUUUAAGUACACAAAACGCUGAAAUUGUUUCUCUCACUUUAAACCGAGUGUUCCCUAAAUCGGUGUAAGUUGGAGGUGGAACAUUAAGAGCAUUUCAGUCUGUUGAGCGGGCUGACAGAAAUAGUAAAGAGGUGUCUUUUGUAACAAAAUGUGCUCCUGUACUCCCACCAGCGGCUCUGUCUCCCAUCAGCUGUUGGAGGAUGCCUUGCAGGCACAUAUGAUGUAAUCAACCGGGGAGGCAGAGCCAGAGCUGGAUAAUAGCCGCACAAUACGGAUGCAUCUCGGCCGCUUCGGGACUUGGUGAAACCGAUUUGGAAGCCUUCGUGGAGCGGUCUCGGGGAGAGGAUCGGCGAUGUUUUGGGGGUCGUAUCGCGGAGGUUUGAGUCUGCUGUCCUCCCUUCUCUACGAAGAGGAUGUUUGAUGCUGACCAGCAGUAGCAGCAGCACCGGCUGGGGAUGCUCCUGCUGAACUUGACUCCCCUAUCAGCUGUAAUUAACCGCCAUGGCCCAGGAGUCUUUCCCUCCCGCAGUUGCUCCAUCAUCCUCCGCGUGAAAAUGGCCCGCACUCCGCCUCCAUCCUCGACUUCCAUCUGCUCUAGCUGUCGCCUUUUCGCUCAUGAUGACAGGAGGGCACCCGCCUCGGAUUUCAGCGCAUGCAGGGCCUUCGUGUCGACUAUGGAUCACAUCAUCACCCCUGAUCUGAUGCUGUGAGCUGAGUGCCGUGGUUGCUGUUAUUACGCAAAGGCGCCUGCUGCCACCAUCGAUUUCCCUUAACAGCUGACUAUAUUUCGGGGCUCGGAGAUGGGCCUCUUUCACUGCUGCACCUCGCUUUGCCCUGCUCGGAUCUGAGUUCCUGACCGUACUUGCCGUAAUGGCUCUGUGACAUCUAUCUCAGCCCUCAGCUGCCCACUUUCUUUAGACUUUUACGCGCGGAGCUGCGUCCAUGCAGUUUUGUUGCCUUGUGGGGGAAUGAGCAUCGGCCGUCCCUCCUGCAGAGGUCUGCCCGUUGCAGCUCCUGCCUUCCACCGUGUGGCCCUGUGACUCCACCGGGUGAGGAGGUGCUGACAACCUUAAAACGCGGACUAAGGUUUGCCUUUCCAGCUCAGGUUAAAACCAUGGCUAAUGAACCCGUCAUCCUUAACGUGUAUGAUAUGUAUUGGAUAAACGAAUACACGUCCAAUCUGGGCAUUGGUGUCUUCCACUCAGGCAUUGAGAUUUAUGGGAGAGAAUUUGCAUAUGGAGGCCAUCCAUACCCUUUCAGUGGCAUCUUUGAAAUCAACCCCGGCAAUGCUGCCGAACUGGGAGAGACAUUCAAAUUCAAGGAGGCCAUUGUUUUGGGCACCACUGACUUCACAGAGGAGGACAUAGAUAAAAUCAUGGAGGAGCUCGGUAAAGAGUUCAAAGGGAACGCCUACCAUCUAAUGCACAAAAACUGCAACCACUUCUCCUCCUCGCUGUCUGAGUUGCUGUGUGGACGGGAAAUCCCCCGCUGGGUCAACAGACUGGCGUACUUCAGCUCCUGCAUCCCUUUCCUGCAGAGCUGCCUACCCAAGGAGUGGUUAACCCCGGCCGCCCUGCAGAGCCACAUCAGCCUCGGCCUUCACAAAGAGGAGCAUAACGAGUCGAGCGACGAGGACCCUUCGUCGCCGUCUGGAGCCACGGCCGCUGGCUCGGGCUCCUCCCACAGCUGUCGUCACACCAGAGUGUGACGUGACCUCUGGGCCUUCUCACCACUGCUUCUGAUGGCAUUAGUAGGCUUGAACAACCACCUGACCUCAUACUGUUUGUCCUCUGCGUAAAAGAGGCAGGAAAAGAAGAGUUUCCUUUUUGAAAAGAGAGCUGCUGCCAGAGACUUCAGGCCUACAGACUUACAGAGAAGCCGUUUGUCCUUUCAGCAGACGACAGCAUGACGAGGGCGUGCUUUUCCCUGAGCCCUGAAGUGCGUGUCUGAUUUUGACAGUGACUACUUGUAGAUCUGAAGUUUGUAGUAUGUUAUUAUUAGUCUUUUCCACAAACUUUGAAAUCUUUGUCAGCCUUGUUCCCUGCCCUGCCUUCAGAGCUGCUUUUGUAGAAUGACCACAUAGACACUGGAUGGUUACGUCAGCAGGAAUCUGCUCAACUCCAACAAGUUCUCGUUCGAUAACCUCUAUGUGGCCUUUGCCUGAUGUUGUUGAUUCGGCUUUCUUUGUUUGGAACUUUUCUUUGGCCAUUUUAGAGGGUUAACGGGUAAAAAAAAAAAAGGAAAAAGAUUUGAUUGUUCCCUGAGUUCAAUCUGAGUGAGUAAAAGUCCUGCAUGUGGAAAGAAAUUAACAAAAGAUCCCACUUAACUUACUUCAGAUAGAAGCUCCUUCUAUUUUUUAAAGCGAUUACCUUCGUUCAAGCUUGUUUUAAACAUAGACGGUUUGAAACAAUCAAGGGCAAACAGUGCCGCUGUGCACACAGCCUCGGACAGCCCAGUCACGAUCUGUGAACAUCUCAGAGACACAAACACAAAGAAAGUCAAGCUGCUACUCUGACAAAUAUUGACUUUGUGACCCAGAACACAUUUUGUCUAUACUUUUAUAUCCAAGUGAUCUUUAUAUUAUAAAGGUGCGUUAACUUACAGAAAGGGAAAAUAGACAUUUACAGACAGAUUUCCCCUGGAUGACAUCUUUUUCACCUUUGAGACCGAGCUGCCACGAGAAAGAACGACAGACAUUCAGUGUUUCCUCUAAAUUGCAGAAGUCAUUAAAGAUAAUGUUCUUUUUAAAUACCCCCGUUGGCUCUCUUGCCUAGAUUUAAAAUACAACAUAAAGUCCAUGUUAUGCCUGUACAGUUAAUAUCGAGUUACAGCCAGCAGGUAAACAUCACUGAAGCUCAGAGUUAUAUUGUGUUUGUUUAAUCAGACUAAGGCGUAGGACUGGGAAAAAAGACCUGUGGGUCUUUUUCUUGACUGGGACCAGUCACAGAGAGACACCUGGUUCCAACCAAAAAAGGAGGUUGUUGCACAGUGUUUGUGAGUAUUAAACAAGCCAUAUACAACAUGUUAGAGGUGUUAGCGGAGGAUUAUGUGACCUUUUUACAGAACCAUGCUAGUCCUUGUAACUAGUUCCUGUCAUGCUAAACUGAGGUAGACAGUUUCUUAGAUAUGAAUCCUAUGAACAUUAGACUGGUGAUAAUAUCGCAACAGUAUAAAAGAGCAUUUUUCCUAAUAUAAAACUGUUAACUAAGUACAUAUUAUAUUGAUUGAUUUCCCCAGUGAUGUUUUUACAGAAAGUAUUUGAGCCUUUUAAAAUAAUGAGGCAUCAUGAGGAGAUAGAGAGAGAGAAGCUCACGUUCUCAGAGGGGGGAAAUUGUGAUGUCGUAAAAUUAGUUCCAGUCACUGCAGGUUUAGCAUACAUGUCAGUAAAAGAUGACAUCAAUGACUUUGGACCCUGAUUAAGAAACUGUUACAACGAUGAAGACCUGCUCCUUGCUUGAAGAAGACGAGGCCACGUGUUUGAAUCUUUGUUCCCCACCUCUCCUGCUGUGGUGCGUUGAAGGACAGCUUUCUUUUCUCAGGAAGGAAAUCACAUACUUGUAGUAGUGACAGUCAUCCCGUUCAUAAAUGGGCUCAAAAGUGCAAAUUAACUUUUUCAUUUUAUUUUCUUCUUGUUCAUAAAUAAGCUACCGUAUCUCCCUAUAUGUUGGCAUAUUCUUAGUUUUUUUGAAGUGUGCUGUGAUCAACUUUUUGGUUCAUUUUGAGUUGAUAGGGAGAGGGAGUGUACAGUGAUCAGUACUACAUGCUCAAAAGUCUUCAACACUUUCUACAAAGCAAACCAGACAGGUUUUUUUUUCUGUUGUACUGUGUCAACCUAAACCUUGUAUUUGUUUUUCCUAAUCCAGGACAAUUUUAACAAUGAUGAUAGUGCUAGAAUAAAAGAGAUGGAAUCCUAAGUGAUGCCUGGCUUCUUCUGUUAUACCGUACUCCAAAAUAUGGGCACUGGAGGACCAUAACGCAUAUAUUUGUAUAUUUCAAAUUAUCAUUCACAUUUUUAGUAUAAAAUACUUAUUCUUUUAUCUUUUGGAUGUUCAGUACUGUGAAAGAAUCAUGAACCACCCCUCAUUUCUUUAUAUUUUAAUAGGAAAAGGUGAAAGAGGUGCCGCAAUUUAUUUAAAUGUGCAAAGAUACAUGGAAAUACAAGAACAGGGUUUGUACAGUUUUAAUGAGUUUGUUGAAGCAGAGAAAUUGGCGACAAUGUUGCAAGAAAGAAGCCAUUAAGAAAAGACAGGAAGGAAGGUCUGACAGAAGAAACUGAAACAAACAAAGAGAAAGUUAGAAAAAAGGCACAGCUUUCCAAAAUGUUUCCACGGGAGUGUUAAUAGUUAAAGAAAAAUAAUUUAAAAAUGUUUGCAGUGCAGUAAGAAUAACACAUUUUUUGGUCAACUUGAAAGAAAUGCAUAUGUGAAAUGUAAAAGAGAGAUCAGAGGUCAAUUGGGACUAUCCAUGUGAUACUUAGAAUCCCAGUUUACCAGUAUUGUUUCCUAAAUGUUGCCAAUACAAAGAAAGGCUG
Molecule: messenger RNA, 4702 nt
Organism: Haplochromis burtoni (Burton's mouthbrooder)
Lineage: Eukaryota; Metazoa; Chordata; Actinopteri; Cichliformes; Cichlidae
Product: deubiquitinase DESI2
Exons: 5
Coding region: 1286-1879 (197 amino acids)
Biological process (GO): protein deubiquitination
Molecular function (GO): deubiquitinase activity
Source: RefSeq, a predicted model, not a curated record